AUGAUAUAUGUAUAGAUAUUCCUCUCUGCUAAUCCGCGGCGGGGCGGGACCGCGCGAGAGAAGCGGUGUCCAUCUGUGCAGACACAGACCCGAACGCUUGCUCUCACGGCGCGCGACUACGUGGCUCUCCGCGUGGAUUAAUUUUUUUGGCUGAGGCAAAAAAAAGUUUUCAGCAAAGGGGAAUUGUAAACGCUGCCCGCCACCAGGUCGCCUAUCAACACCGUGUGGAGACCUGGAGACCCUCCCCCCCCUCCGCUCCGGACGUCCCGCUCUGCCAUCGUACCGCACAGUGACGCUUGCUAUGCCCCACCAGUGAUGGAGGCCAUGACGGUGACCACAUCGGGGGCGGGGCCGGAUGAGUUCGACCGCAACGCCCCGAGGAUCUGUGGCGUCUGCGGAGACAAAGCCACCGGCUUCCACUUCAACGCCAUGACCUGCGAGGGCUGCAAGGGCUUCUUCAGACGGAGCAUGAAGCGCAAGGCCAGCUUCACCUGCCCCUUCAACGGCACCUGCAACAUCACCAAGGACAACCGCCGUCACUGCCAGGCCUGCCGCCUCAAGCGCUGCGUGGACAUCGGCAUGAUGAAGGAGUUCAUCCUGACCGACGAGGAGGUGCAGAGGAAGAAGGACAUGAUCCAGAAGAGGAAGGAGGAGGAGGCGGCCCGGGAGGCGCUGAGGCCCCGGCUGAACGAGGAGCAGGCCCAGGUCAUCGCCUCGCUGGUGGAGGCCCACCGCAAGACCUACGACGACUCCUACUCCGACUUCUCACGCUUCAGGCCUCCGGUGCGGGACGGUCCGGUCACGAGGAGCGCCAGCCGGGCUGCCUCCCUCAACUCCCUCUCAGACGCCUCCUCAGACUCCUUCAACCACUCCCCUGAGUCUGUGGACACCAAGGUGAACUUCACCAACCUGCUGAUGAUGUACCAGGACGGGGCGGGGAGUCCUGACUCCAGCGAGGACGACAACAAGCUGUCCAUGCUGCCUCACCUGGCCGACCUGGUCUCCUACAGCAUCCAGAAGGUCAUCGGCUUCGCCAAGAUGAUCCCGGGCUUCAGGGAGCUGACGGCUGAGGACCAGAUCGCCCUGCUGAAGUCCAGCGCGAUAGAGAUCAUCAUGCUGCGCUCCAACCAGUCCUUCAGCCUGGAGGACAUGAGCUGGAGCUGCGGGGGGCCUGACUUCAAGUAUUGCGUCAACGACGUCACCAAGGCGGGCCACACUCUGGACCUGCUGGAGCCGCUGGUGAAGUUCCAGGUGGGCCUGAAGAAGUUGAACCUGCACGAGGAGGAGCACGUCAUGCUGAUGGCCAUCUGCCUGCUCUCCCCUGACCGUCCGGGCGUCCAGGAUCACACGCGCAUCGAGAACCUGCAGGACCGUCUGUCGGAGGUGCUGCAGGCCUACAUCCGCAUCAACCACCCGGGGGGGCGCCUGCUGUACGCCAAGAUGAUCCAGAAGCUGGCCGACCUGCGCAGCCUGAACGAGGAGCACUCCAAGCAGUACCGCUCCCUGUCCUUCCAGCCCGAGCACAGCAUGCAGCUCACCCCCCUGGUGCUGGAGGUGUUCGGCAGCGAGGUGUCCUAAAGACGCCCCCCCCGCGCCCACUUCCCCCCCCCCCUCCCCUCCCACCUGGCUCUCCCCAGACCCGUGACCCCCACCUUUUGUUCUUCGGUCCCCCCUCCCCAGCAUACGCCCCCCCCCCCCCCAGACGGACGAACCCACCGUUCAACACCGGACGCCCUGGGAGAACGGGUUCCCUUCUCCGCGCUCCUCCUCUCCCUCUCUCCUCCCUUCACCCCUCUCUCCUCCUCUCUCCUGAUGUUCUCCGAGCCCCCGGCCCCUGACGCCCCCCGCCUUUGCACCUCUGGAAUUCCGGGUAACGUAUUCCUGGAUCUCCCAAGUCCCGCCUCCACGUUCCCGCCGCACGCUUUCUACACGGAAGGAUGAACGGAGUUCAGACUGGCCGCUACGCCACCCGCAGCAAGAUAACCUGGCCGCUACGUCACGUGGCGCUACGUCACCUGGAGCCAGAUAACCUGGCCGCUACGUCACCUGGGAGCUCCGUCACCUGGCCGCUACGUCACCCUGUGAUACGUCACCUGGAGCUACGUCACCUAGCACCAGGCCAUUCCACCUGUGAGCAACCUGUACCUUUGAGUUGAUGGAGGGAUGUGCAGACAGAGCACCUCCCCUGGAGGUGGAGGAGGAGAAGGAGGAGGAGGAAGAGGAGGAGGAGGAGGAGGAGGAGGAGGAGGAGACAUGAGGAACAAAGGAGCUUUUCAUUGCAAAAAACCCUUUUUUCCAACGUCCCAAUAAAAAAAUGGUGACCACGGCGCAUCUCCCCGCCGCCACAGUGGUUUCCACGGUAACACCAUCCCCUCCUUCCAUUCCUGCACCGUUUAGAGGACGGGGGGUGGUGUGUGUGGGGGGGGGGGG
This is a messenger RNA of Gadus morhua (Atlantic cod), 2430 nucleotides long. RefSeq names its product vitamin D3 receptor A. Gene Ontology annotation, cellular component: nucleus. The transcript is spliced from 10 exons. Gene Ontology annotation, molecular function: vitamin D response element binding; zinc ion binding; nuclear receptor activity. NCBI's taxonomy places the organism in Eukaryota, Metazoa, Chordata, Actinopteri, Gadiformes, Gadidae. Gene Ontology annotation, biological process: cell differentiation; positive regulation of transcription by RNA polymerase II; negative regulation of transcription by RNA polymerase II. Bases 316 to 1578 code for a protein of 420 amino acids. The record is from RefSeq and is a predicted model, not a curated record.